Molecule: messenger RNA, 1091 nt
Organism: Notechis scutatus (mainland tiger snake)
Lineage: Eukaryota; Metazoa; Chordata; Lepidosauria; Squamata; Elapidae
Source: RefSeq, a predicted model, not a curated record
CAAAGUGCAAACCACACCCAGCCCUUCCUUUCGAAUAUAAACGCCGGAGGAGAAGGCCUGGGGCGGGGGGAGUGGAAGGUUUCGUCAUGCCGGACGCCCCCGCCGGCUGCCGCGUUUGGCUGCGGCGCGGCUGCGGGGCCCUGGCCCACCUGGCAGCUUGGGGGAUGACCGUGUUUCUGCUGCUGCUUUCCAGGCCUGGCACUAGUUUAUUUUCCUGGCAUCCGGUGUUCAUGUCAAUUGCAUUCUGCCUCUGCCUGACGGAAGCCCUCCUGAUCUUCUCUCCAGAGGCCUCUCUUUUCUUCUGCUCCCACAAAGCCAAAGUGCAGCUGCACUGGAUUGCACAAAUGUUGGCCCUCGUGGCUGCCACCUUGGGCUUGGUCUUCAUUAUCUCCAGCAAGAACCGGAGCGAACUCCCACACUUCAUCUCCUGGCACAGCAUCCUGGGUCUUGUGACUAUAUUGGCCACCUGUGGGCAAGUCCUGUGUGGAUUGGGCCUGCUCUUUCCACAACUGCUAAGGAUUUCAUUAGCGGCUCAGCUCUGGAGAUGCCACACUGUGUACGGACUGAUAGUUUACUUGCUGGCCACUUCUACUGUAGUACUGGGCAUUUGUUCUGACUGGUUUCAGGCCCAAAUCAAAGGCAUAGCUUGGUACUUGUGCCUGGGAUUGAUCUUCUGUCCAGCCCUCGUAAUUAUGAACCAGAUUUCUAGAACUUGUUUGUCAAAGAAGAGACAGUAUGUUUGAGGUGUGAUCUCCGCUCAGGAAUCAACAUUUCAACACUAUAAACAUUUCAAACACUAUCGAUAUUAUUUAUGUGUUCUCUUUUUAUCAUGAUCUUUAUUACAUUCCUGUUUAAUUAUUCUAUGCAUCCUGCUGCUUUUGUUCCAUAGGUUGGUUGGGUGUAGACAUGCUAGAGGGAAAUUACGAGUUAGAAUUCAGCAGAUCUUCAGAGCACCCAGACAAGGGAUUAUUUUCCUAACACACAGCAAUGCGUGUAUCCUAUUAUACUGGAAAUGUUAACAUACUUUCUUUUUAAAAAACAUUUUAUUAAAGUUUAUUGCAAGAUAGAAAUACAAAAAGAAACAAAAGUUA